AUGUCUGAGAGAAUCAAUGGCACCGUAUCAGAAUGGAAUGGCUCUGUGCAACCUCCUUACGGCUUCAUUGACGUAGAGGGACUUGACAAACACGUUGCGUUUAGCCUUGAGGAUGUUAAAGAGAAUAGGGAUGAAGUCUUAAAAGUUGGAGCGAAAGUUUCGUUUUUGUACGAGCCUGGGACGUUUGAACAAGCAGCAGAUGAUGUUUGUCUUAGCACAUUCACCGUGGCUAUUACACCUGUCUGGUCUGGUCUUGGUUAUCUCUUCUCCAAGGACGCAGUGAAGAUUCUGACUAAAGAAGAGGUGCAGAAACGAAUGGCUCGCUGCGAUGGAAAUAACCACAAUUGA
Molecule: messenger RNA, 348 nt
Organism: Penicillium arizonense
Lineage: Eukaryota; Fungi; Ascomycota; Eurotiomycetes; Eurotiales; Aspergillaceae
Exons: 4
Coding region: 1-348 (115 amino acids)
Source: RefSeq, a predicted model, not a curated record